Messenger RNA from Uncinocarpus reesii 1704, 1311 nucleotides. RefSeq lists its product as uncharacterized. The record is from RefSeq and is a predicted model, not a curated record. The transcript has 7 exons. Bases 1 to 1311 code for a protein of 436 amino acids. NCBI's taxonomy places the organism in Eukaryota, Fungi, Ascomycota, Eurotiomycetes, Onygenales, Onygenaceae.
AUGGCAAAUCAGGCCAUUUUACGAAUUGGCCGGGAAAUCAGUCAACUGCAGCAAGGAACAGAUCUAUCGCUCGCUGUCGCCUGUCAGGAAGAGGACAUCCGUAAUGUCAAGGCUUUGAUCAUCGGACCUGCGGGGACUCCUUACGAGUUUGGCUUUUUUGAGUUUUCCAUCAAGUUUCCUAAAGAUUACCCGGCAAGCCCUCCAAAGGUUGAGUCGGUUACUACAAAUGGAGGUCGCUGCCGAUUCAAUCCUAAUAUUUACGCUUGUGGGAAAGUUUGUCUUACUUGGCGAGGUGAAAGCGGAGAGCAAUGGUCCUCAGCCCAGGGGUUGGAAUCUAUCCUGAUUUCCAUCCAGAGCCUGAUGUCUGCUAACCCAUAUGAAAAUGAACCUGGAUAUGAAGACGCUAAAGGAGAAAACGAUUUGAAGUCGAUCCCCAAGUAUAUCGAAAAGAUAUAUCAUGAAACGAUACGCAUCUCCGUGAUACAGCGCCUUGAGGACGCACUGGGAAUUCAAGCAGACGGAUCUUUAGUUCUGCCACCUGGGAACUCACCUGGCGAUUUGGAUGAGGAUGCGGACGAAAACCCACCAUUCGAACCAUUUCAUGAUCUUUGCAAGAGACGCGUACUUUGGUAUUAUGAAUCCUACCUGAAUAUCAUCAAAGAACAAGAAUCCAAAAACGCUGUCGGCACCCGCUUUGAAAGAAUGCCUUUUGAAGGCGGUGGAAACACGAUGGACGGCCGUUUCAACUACCCGGAUCUGAAAGCACGCCUCGGUGUCAUUAAAGACGCCAUCAUGCAAGAGACUGAAAAUUGGGAGACUGAGGGCCUGAAAGCGAAAGCCAACGAUACCCGAAUUUCCGUUAGUUUGCAGCGACAGUACGAACAGAUCAUAGAAGAUCUGAAAGAAAGGAAUAAUAUUACUCUUGACAUUGCCUUUGAAAAUGAUAACCCGUUUGUUUGGAAAUUGACCUUUUUUGGACGACCUAUGACCAAUUUGGACGGCGGCAUCUUCAAUAUCAAGGUUAGUCUCAGUCCGAAUUUCCCUGACGAACAGCCUCGUAUCUUCGUUCAGACACCUCUGUUCCAUCAUCGGGUUUCAAAGGAUGGCGUUCUUUGCUACUUCUGCAGGAGACCGGAAGAUAUGAGAUCGCACGUCGAGGCUAUUGUAGAAGCCUUGGAGGAUGAAGCACCACGCUAUGACCCACGCGCAACGGUUAACCCAGAGGCUUCCGAAUUGUUUUGGGGCUCGCCAGAGCAGAAGAAGCAAUAUAACCGUUUGCUUAGGCGCGCAGCACAACGCAGCACGGAGUAA